Messenger RNA from Trichosporon asahii var. asahii CBS 2479, 1386 nucleotides. RefSeq lists its product as uncharacterized. The record is from RefSeq and is a predicted model, not a curated record. The transcript has a single exon. The coding region runs from base 1 to 1386 and encodes 461 amino acids. NCBI's taxonomy places the organism in Eukaryota, Fungi, Basidiomycota, Tremellomycetes, Trichosporonales, Trichosporonaceae.
AUGUCUUUCUGCCCGUCCGAGCCUGUGGAAUUCCCCGAUCCAAACUGGGACAAUCCGGACCUUUGGUGUUGGAGAGAAACACCGGUGCCCUACGACCCGUUCUGGGGAUCUGGACCGCGGAUGCGCCUCGACUGGCUGGGGGUUCCGGAGCCGAUCGUGCAAGAUGUCGCCCUUCUUGCCCACUGGGCCGCCUACGUUGUCAGGUGGGAGGCGUCCUCCAUGCCGCCUCCGCACUUCUUGAAGUGGCUCCCGAAGCCAUAUCGCUUCCUUCCACUCAGCUCGAACGUCGGAUCCAUGGUCCGUCACAACGACUUCACAGAGCGAGUUGCCCAGCAGCUCUAUGGCGUAUUCCCCCGCUGCGGGAUCUGGCUGCAAAUGGCAGACGGCAGAUCUCGGAGCCACUUUGACGACCCGUUCACCGUCAACGGAUUGACUGUCCUAUUUCUGGCGUGCAGCAUGAUCUUCGACCCGGUCGCGUGCUCCAAGCUGCUCCAGAUGCCCAGCGUAGGACUCGUGAUUCUGAAGGACCUCGGGAAGAAUGGUUUGGGGCCCUUCUGCCAGGAAACCGUUAAGCCGAUCAUCGAGCCUCUGUUGGAUGCAAUGUACUUCGGGAAGUCAAACUUGACGAUGCGCGCUUGGGGCCAGCGCUUAUCAUUGCUCCUUUCUAUGCACGUCUGUCGACACGACGGAGCGCUUGCAAAAUGGGAGCAAACCGACUACAUCGAAUCGCUUCUGCUGGACGUCCUGAAGCUAGGCCCAUCGCGACUUCCCAACAUCCCGAUUGAGUACGAGGCAGCGGCCGUCGGCUUCUUCUGCGGUUCCGCCGUUGGGACACUUGUUCAGCAUCUAGCAAAACAGAUCACUGCGGCGGAAGCACGAGCCACGGAGCUGAAAGCAAGGGUGGCGCUGUCGGCGGAGUGGGGCCAAAAUCUCAUCAACGUCGGCGAGACGGUAGCUCCUCUUGCUGUGGGAACAGGGGGCCCGAGUGCCACGCCCUUCUCCUUGUCGGAAACGCAGACAUGGCUACAAAGCAAGAUCGACGAUCGAAUGUCUUCUGAGACCAGAGCUCUGAGGAACGCCUGUGAGGAGAUCUUAGCUCUGGCCGAUGAGCGCACCCGGAGAUUCAGGUUGCAAUUCUGUGGGGAAGUCGAUCUCGCCCCCUUCCUCGCUCAAGCUUCUCAAGCCCUUAUGCUAGCGUUGACCGCCGACCCCCAAACCCACUUCGAAAGAUCUCGCAACGCCCCUUUCUCAAUGCCACGAUCCCUGCUUCUUAUGGAAUGCCCUGCUGAGUUUUAUGGGGGGAUUGGGGACAACUUCUGGAGAGGGCUGUUCGAACAAGACCUGAGUCUCGUUGAUAGGAGGCGCUUAGAGUUCGUGUAUCAGUAA